Messenger RNA from Neocloeon triangulifer, 1277 nucleotides. Its product is annotated as alpha- and gamma-adaptin-binding protein p34-like. NCBI's taxonomy places the organism in Eukaryota, Metazoa, Arthropoda, Insecta, Ephemeroptera, Baetidae. The record is from RefSeq and is a predicted model, not a curated record. The transcript has 6 exons. The coding region runs from base 134 to 1069 and encodes 311 amino acids.
UCAAAAUCAUAUGGCCCGCAGCAGUGUUGUAAACAGACAGCAUCGGAGCGCGUUUUAUUUGUCUUUCGCUCACAAUUUCUCUAUUGAUUUUGAGCGGAAUCUGAAAGAGUGACUCCAAAAACAUUAAUCAAUCAUGGAUUCGAGUGAAAAACCAUCAGCUUUGGUCAUUAGUCUGACCGAAGAAGAUCCAAGUCACACUAUAAGAAUGAUGUUGGGUGUCGAAAAUUUGCCUGAAGCGGUUAUUUUGGAUGAGGAUAUCCACGCAUAUCCUCUCCGCAUAGACACAAAAUAUUACACAGCGGAAAUCCAACUGUGCUCGCUGAAAUCAAAAACCAUUGGCAACAAAAAAUUUUCUGAUGGAGUUGGUGCUACGGUUAUUAAAUUUGAUUCUGAAAAGGAAAAAUCUUUAGAGGAAGUAUCCAGCUGGCUUCCGUUCAUCAAAGAAAUGUCUCCAGAAGUGCAGAUUUUGCUUUGCGAAAAAUGUCUGGAAGAAUCGGAGAAGGGAAUCAGCAAAUUAGAGGUGCAGCGUUGGUGUGUUGAAAACCACUUUGAGCUGGUCGAACUGAAUCCAGACAACGAGGAGGAAGAGGAAGAAGACCUUCCUGGAUUGGCGGUUACAACGGGCAUCAAAAGAGUUUUACAGGCUUUUGAGUCGCACCUCUGGCCAAACAUGCAGAUGAAAGAUGAAAGAAAUCGAGUAAAUGCCUCUUUGGCUGCUUAUCUCAACGGGUCAGCAGUGCAGGAAAAUAAUGACCCUGUGGUGGAGUUGGCGGAAAACUUGCAGGAAACACAUAUUUCUUCUAUGAUGAACAGGAUAGACCAACUUCUCGGAGCCGAGGAAGGUGCUGACGAACAUGAAAAUUUGGAAAUGGCACCAGAAAUGGAGUUUGCAAAUCUGCUUACUCGCCUUAAUGAAGUUAAGGAGCAAGCUGCAAGCCUCCCCAGUGACCAGCGGAAAAUGUGUGCAGAGCAGGUGGUGAAGGCAUUUUGGAACGCCAUUGGCGGAGAAGAGGACGAAAUUUUAGAUGAUGUCAUGCGGCAAUGCAAUGAAUUAAUUGAUAGUGAUUGAUCAAUUUUUUUUGCUUUAUUUCUCCUUAUUCAGGAACUUUUCCUUUUUCAUUAUUUAUGUGAUUAUAAAGUCAUGCCUAAAAGCAAAAAUAAAUAAUAGAGAAAAUUAUUUUCUUUAAAUCCUGCAACUCCAUACUCUAUUUUUAAUUUUUUGUGCUCAUUUUGUACUACAUUUUUACCAUAGAAUUUAUAAAAUUAUUAUUUCUUGA